This is a messenger RNA of Polychytrium aggregatum, 303 nucleotides long. Its product is annotated as KA1 domain/Ssp2 C-terminal domain-containing protein. The transcript has a single exon. NCBI's taxonomy places the organism in Eukaryota, Fungi, Chytridiomycota, Chytridiomycetes, Polychytriales. The record is from RefSeq and is a predicted model, not a curated record. The annotation marks the transcript as partial.
GGCGAGGACAACAAGCCGCGCUCACUCCGGUUUACCUUCAACUCGAACACGACCUCGACAAAACCCCCGGACGAUAUCAUCCAGCAAGUCGCUGCCGCCUGCACCUCGCACGGCAUCACUCACCGCCUCACCAGCCGGUUCCUGAUCGAGUGUUCCUGGGCCGGCACGGCUGGGCCCAACAAGGAACAGGUCAAGUUUGAGAUUGAGGUCUGCAAAUUGCCCAGGCUGAAAAAUCUCCAUGGCCUCCGCUUCAAGCGCGUCGGGGGCUCCAGCUCAGACUACAAGGACAUAUGCGAGAAGAUU